ACUGCGUCACACCGUACGACGAUGCUCAAUCAGCUACAGCUAAAAAUUCAGUUUUUUCGUUUAAAUUUCAAUAAAUUUGUUGAGUUUUCUGUGCAUAAAUUCUGUUGAAAAAAUUUGGUGCAUUCAAAUAGCAAAAUGAAGAAUAUUGUGUGUGCGACGUAAAAAGUGUGAAUUAAAAGAAAAGGAAUACAAAAAAAAAACCAAACCAUAUAUACAACCAAUAGUGUCUAUGCAGGAGAGAGUGUAUAGAAAAUAGACAGAGAGAAUAAGAAGAAGUAGCAACAACAAAACGCAGAAUAUAGGCUGUUGGCUAUUGAAUAGCAUUGACAGUUUAAAUUAACCUGUGUAAUUCAUUUUACUUCGUUGUUCGUUGCGUCGAUAAGAAAUGUGCUUAUUUCUUGAAUAGAUUACGGUUAAUCUAUUUAUUGAUUAUUUUUAUGAAUCAAACGAUACCGAAUUUAAUUUAAUUGAAAAAUUCAGCAAAGUACGCAGAAUAUUUUUUUUUGUUUGUUUGAACAAACAAAACGGCAGAAACGGUGAAUAUAAACUAAAUUAAACGGUGUCCAACGAAAUGUAUAGCCCAGACUACGAAAAACGUGUAUUGAAAUAUUGUAGUCCGGUCGCUCGAAAUUUAUUCAGUAGACGAGAGUGCGAAGAAAGUGCAUCAUUUGAUCGAUAUAUACCGUGCAGAUCAAACAAUAAUUGGCAAACAAAUUAUGCAUCGAUAACAAAAUCAAAUGAAAAUUCAUUGCAAGCAACAAAAAAGCAACGUGAUUGCGGUGAAUCAGCCCGUGAUAGUGUGGCUUAUUCAUGUUUAUUGAAAAAUGAAUUGCUCGGCAAUGGUAUCGAAGACGUAAAAACUGUGGCCGAAGAUCGCAACGAAAAUGUGUCUUGCAGUGCAAAACGUGGACUCUUCAAAUAUCAAUCGCCAACAAAACAGGAUUAUAACGAGCAAUGCCCUUACUCACUGUCACCGGUCAGUGCGAAAAGCCAAAAAUUACUGCGAUCUCCACGAAAAGCCACACGAAAAAUAUCACGAAUACCAUUUAAAGUGUUAGACGCACCCGAACUACAAGAUGAUUUCUAUUUGAAUUUGGUUGAUUGGUCUGCACAAAAUGUACUUGCCGUCGGAUUAGGUAGCUGUGUUUAUUUAUGGAGUGCUUGUACAAGUCAAGUGACUCGACUAUGUGAUUUGAGCUCAGAUGGGAAUUCAGUGACGUCGGUGUCGUGGAAUGAACGAGGCAAUCAAGUUGCAGUGGGUACCCAUCAUGGUUAUGUCGGAGUUUGGGACGUUUCUGCGAAUAAAAUGAUAAACAAGUUGAAUGGCCAUUCGGCACGUGUAGGAGCCUUAGCAUAUAAUGGUGAUAUUUUGUCGAGCGGGUCUCGUGAUCGAUUGAUCAUGCAACGAGAUACAAGAACGCCUGCCUUGGUAUCCGAACGACGGUUAACUGGCCAUCGUCAAGAGGUGUGCGGUUUAAAAUGGUCACCCGACCAUCAAUAUCUUGCAUCUGGUGGCAACGAUAAUCGUUUAUACGUAUGGAAUUUACAUUCGCUGAAUCCAGUUCAAUCAUAUUCGGAGCAUAUGGCUGCCGUGAAAGCGAUAGCAUGGUCACCGCAUCAUCAUGGGUUAUUGGCUAGCGGGGGUGGUACAGCUGAUCGAUGUAUCAGAUUUUGGAAUACGCUAACAGCCCAACCAUUACAAAGUGUGGAUACGGGAUCACAAGUGUGUAAUUUGGCGUGGUCGAAGCAUUCAUCGGAACUGGUGUCGACGCACGGUUAUUCACAAAACCAAAUUCUCGUAUGGAAGUAUCCAUCGUUGACACAAGUUGCCAAACUCACCGGACAUUCGUAUCGUGUUCUGUAUUUGGCAUUGAGUCCAGAUGGUGAAGCAAUCGUUACCGGUGCCGGCGAUGAGACGCUACGAUUUUGGAAUGUGUUCAGUAAAGCGCGUAGUCAAAAAGAAAACAAAAGUGUUUUGAAUUUAUUUUCAAAUAUUCGAUAGAAAUGACCAUGCGAAUUUCAUUUUCAAAAUUUCAACAAAAAUCUAUACAAUUUUCAUGUGUAUAAGCUUUAAAAUUAUAUUUAUAGAAUCGAUCACGUUUGUCAAACUCUCUCGAAAUGAGGGAAUACUAAUGUCAAACGCGAAUAUAUGAAACACGUUUCGGAACUGAAUAUCGAACAUUUUAUACAUUAGUUUUACGAUAAACUGGAGCAACUAGUCGUUUAUUAAAUUUUCUUCUCAUACUGCUUUGCUGAAUUCAACCGCAUAAUAUUGUUGUGCUAUUUAACCAACACAAUUGAACUAACACCAUUCCAUUUUGAGUCUUAACAACAAUGCAUUUUUAUUUAAAACGUCAACAAUAUCAUUUCAUCAUCAAAUACACGAUUCUUUUUUUCAUUGUUUUAUGCGCCAACCUAUUGUAGUAUAAAGCAAAUUUUUCGUGCGAUUUUUUUUUUUGUUCAUUUCACGAGUUAGAUCUCAAUCAACUAUAUUUUCCACCUUGUUCACAUGCAUUCAUUUUCAUAUCUUUUGAUUGGAUCUGAACGACGUUGAAAAUACAUAAAAUAUUUCAUUUUAUUCUCAAAACAAAAACUUAUCUAUAACUCAUGAAAUAAAUUCAGUCGCUCUAAAUGAGACGAAAUGCAUCUCAAAUGAAAUCGAUUGAUAAAAUGGCUUUGAAUUGGUUACUCCAAUCCAUUUGAUUUGAGAUCAAUACAGAACGAGACAAUAUAUAUAGAAUGAUAAGAUUUUUUCAAUUGUAAAUGAUAGAUAUUGUGCAAUUUUCGUGCUUUUUGUCACAUUCGAGAAGGUAAAUAAUUUCACUGAAAUUUAUAAAUACGAAUAUGAAAGAAAUUAAAAAAAGUUAUAUCCAUCUAACCUUAGGAUUUAUGUUUUCUGGAGUGUACAAAUGCUAAUUUCUCUUUUUCGGAAAAUCUUUAACAUUAAAACUAGUAAUUCGUUGAAUACGAACGAAAAGAUAUCGAGCACAAAUUACAACAUGAGUAUGUAACUUUUCUUCGUUCAUUAGGCGCGACGACAGUUGAACGUUAAGUCUUAAUUACGAAUCGAUUUGAAAGUAAAUCAACGAUUACAACUCAAUGGCUUUUUGAUCGCAUUCUCUUAACCAAAGUUUCCCACAAAUUAGUUCGCUACCAUAAUUACCAUUAGAUGCGAUAAAAUCUCUCCAAAUAAAAUUCAAAUGAUUUCCACCUUUGAAAUGACAGUAUUUAGAGAGACUUUAUUGCAUCAAAACCUGUGUCGGCGACAGAUUCGAAUAGAUAAAUUAACUAAAUUAAUGUCUAUUUAUGUUUUUUGCCAGGAAUUUUAGUACUAACCGAUUUCUUUUUUCUUCCUUCUCCUGCUUGAAAAUAUUUAACAUUUAAUUAAAUAAUUUUUUAUCUAUGUUGAUCAUGAAAAUUCAGAUCAAGUAGCUAGUAAUGUGGACAUUGUGAAACAGUUAACGAAUAAAAAUGAUAAAUAGGAUAUAAGAUUA
This is a messenger RNA of Contarinia nasturtii (swede midge), 3494 nucleotides long. RefSeq names its product fizzy-related protein homolog (gene fzr). Gene Ontology annotation, cellular component: anaphase-promoting complex. Lineage: Eukaryota; Metazoa; Arthropoda; Insecta; Diptera; Cecidomyiidae. The record is from RefSeq and is a predicted model, not a curated record. Gene Ontology annotation, biological process: positive regulation of ubiquitin protein ligase activity; anaphase-promoting complex-dependent catabolic process; positive regulation of anaphase-promoting complex-dependent catabolic process. Gene Ontology annotation, molecular function: anaphase-promoting complex binding; ubiquitin ligase activator activity; protein binding. The transcript is spliced from 6 exons. Bases 572 to 2002 code for a protein of 476 amino acids.